Molecule: messenger RNA, 944 nt
Organism: Paramecium octaurelia
Lineage: Eukaryota; Ciliophora; Oligohymenophorea; Peniculida; Parameciidae
Source: the annotation of a GenBank genome assembly
AUGAACAGUCAAAAAAAAGAAUAAUAGUAAAUAUCCAAAAUUUAAAGCAAUAAAUACGCAACCUAAAAAUAGAGCUAAAUUUAUGAAAAGAAAAAAAAUUCUGGAAAUUAAGCUAUGUCGUUGUAAUCCAAAUAAUGUUACAAACAAUAACAAUAAUAACUAGAAGAUUAAGCUUUAAUAUAGUAUUAUAUUUUUGAAGACUAUUAAAAUUUGAUAAACCUCAUCUAUUCAUUAUAAACUGUAAAUGAAUUUUUCAAAGAUGAUCCAGAUAAUGAAAUGGUUAUUUUAUGUAGAAAUAAAGUGAUUAAUUAACUAAAUCUUUCAAAUGCAAUUCAUCAUGACAUUUAAGAAACUUACAAAGACUAAAAUUAUAGAUAUUUUAUAAAGUAAGAAAAAUAAAAAGUAAAAGAGCUAGUUUCUCAUUUACCUCCUGAUAUUUAAAAUUCAAUAUACCUGCAAAUGUAUGGCAAGAAUAGCUUAACUGAAAACAUUUAAAGCACACAUUAAGAGCUUGAAAAAAUGAAUUCUAGUUUUAAUAACAAAGUUGUAUCUCAAAUAUUUUCUUCAAUGCACAUAGUUGAUUAAAAAGUUAGCCAAAUAUAAUCAUAGAAGCAUUACAUAGUUCCUUCAUCUAAUGAUGUCUUAGAGAAAGCAAAGUAUUAAUAAUGUAUUAUUUUAGGCAAUAUCAAAAUUUAACCUAAAUUAAACUAGAUGCUUCCUAUAACUAACAAUUACAAUCAUCUUCUCCUAGAACAGUUACUUAGAAGUAAUCAUAAGCCCAAAAUUCACUAGGAAGAAGUAAAUCAUGCAAAAAUAACCCUACUAAACUCUAAUAGGAAAUUCAAAACUUACCUAGGGAAAAGUAAUAAUAAUCUAACUAACAGGCCUUUAAAGGAAAUUUAAAAAAUCAUAUAAAUGGUCUUAUAAAUUUGGCAAAUUGUUGA